Molecule: messenger RNA, 579 nt
Organism: Aplosporella prunicola CBS 121167
Lineage: Eukaryota; Fungi; Ascomycota; Dothideomycetes; Botryosphaeriales; Aplosporellaceae
Exons: 2
Coding region: 1-579 (192 amino acids)
Source: RefSeq, a predicted model, not a curated record
AUGGAUCUGCCCGCCCAAAUCGCCGGUGGCUCCGCCCGAGGCGCCGCGCAGUGGCUGUCUUCAGACGACGAGACGCUCAUGGCGGCCCGCGCGUCCGGCCUCAGCUGGCAGGUCAUCGCCCCCAGAUACUUCCCAGAGAAGUCACCCAACGCCUGCCGCAAGCGUCACGAGCGGCUUAUUGAGAAGCGCAACGCCGAGGACUGGGACGGCAUCAAGAUCGAGACGCUGGCCAAGGAGUACAUGGACGUCCGCAGAGAGAUGUGGAGUGUGCUAGCCGACCGAGUAGGUGAAAAGUGGACAGUGGUCGAGGCCAAGUGUAUGGAGCGUGGUAUGAAGAAUCUGCAGGCUGCCUACCGCGCGGCCCAACGCAAGGAACGAGGUAAUUCCGAAGAAGGCGACAGCGGCAUUGGAUGCUCGGACGCUGAGACGGAGCUAGACGACAACUGCUCGGUGGACAGCAGCGUCGCGCCGUCAACGCGCCCGGGCGAUGAGGUCGACGAGAGGCCACAGAGGGGCGGCCCGUCGAUCCAAAGCUUGCUGAGCCCUGAACCCAGCUACAGCGGCCAACCCAAGCUGUAA